Adineta steineri is the source of this 756-nucleotide messenger RNA. The record is from the annotation of a GenBank genome assembly. Lineage: Eukaryota; Metazoa; Rotifera; Eurotatoria; Adinetida; Adinetidae.
AUGGAAGUGGUAAACAUCAUGAACGAUUCAACAUUGAUCGAAACAGAAGUAUGGUUUCUUCCCUUCGAUAUUAUUGGCAUCAUAUCGACUUCAUUAUCUAUUAUACUCGGUCUUUUAUAUUUAUUUAUUGUUAUAAAAUAUAAAACAUAUUCAACAGUACAAAUGCUUCUAGUAUGCAAUUCAUCUGUAGCUGUAAUCCUUUUAAGCUGUAUAUUACUUAAUAUGGCAAUAUUCACAUUACAACAUGAUUUACAGAAGAGCAGUGAAAAUAAUACUUCAUUCUGUAUCAUUUUAGGUUUCUUAUCAUUUAUAACAGAUGGUCUUCAAAACUAUUCAUAUUUGCUAACAGCUGUCUAUCAAUAUAUAUCUGUAGUCUAUCCAAAUAAAGUUAUAUGGCGAUCAAUUAAAACUCAAUUUUGUCUAAUAAGUGUAAUUUGGAUUGUCUGUAUUAUCGAUAUGGUUCCACUGUUCGUCACUGGACAGAUUACUUACAAUAUUGACAAUCAAGUUUGUCAAGUACCCCUUCGUUUAUCUGUAUCAGUAGUCUAUGGAGCAGCAAUUAUCUAUGCUAUUCCAAAUUUUGGUAUCACUGUUGUUUAUAUUAAAUUGACUCGAUAUGUUCAACAAAUCAGUCUUCGUACUAUAUCAAAUAAUACUAUAUUUCAUGCUCGACGAGAAUUAAGACUUGUGCAACGUACUUUCGUUCUUUGUAAUACUCUUAUUGUCCUUGGCUUACCAUAUAUGAUAUUUGUUUUA